Molecule: messenger RNA, 501 nt
Organism: Dermacentor silvarum
Lineage: Eukaryota; Metazoa; Arthropoda; Arachnida; Ixodida; Ixodidae
Product: cuticle protein 10.9-like
Exons: 2
Coding region: 1-501 (166 amino acids)
Cellular component (GO): chitin-based extracellular matrix
Molecular function (GO): structural constituent of chitin-based larval cuticle
Source: RefSeq, a predicted model, not a curated record
AUGAAUGCCUACAGAAAGCCACCCCAGCCAUACAACUUCGGCUAUGACAAUCUGGACGAGUACGGCAAUCGACAGUUCCGCAGUGAGCAGGGCGACUCCAAAAACGCCAGGACCGGCUCGUACGGCUACCGCGACGUGAACGGCCUCUACCGGCGUGUAAACUACGUCGCUGAUGCGUACGGCUUCCGGGCCACCGUGGACACCAACGAACCGGGCACCGCCCCUGCAGCGAGAGCCGACGCCGUUUUCAACGCUGCACCAGUGGUGCCCCCAGUUCCCUCAGGUGGUGCACCUACAGCCUCUGCGGCUAGGGUGGUGGCACCUUACAAUGCUGGUGGCUACACUAGUUACGGCAAAUACAACCCCUACGCAGGCGCUGCUGGAGCCUACGGAUACGCUCCGUUCGGACGUCAGGGAUACCCUGCUAGUAGUCCCGUACGCGGUGGAUACGCUUACGGCGGCCAACCUGCCAACAGCUACGGUGCCGCCGGCUACGCAUAG